This is a messenger RNA of Mytilus californianus (California mussel), 618 nucleotides long. RefSeq names its product fibrinolytic enzyme, isozyme C-like. Gene Ontology annotation, molecular function: serine-type endopeptidase activity. The transcript has 6 exons. Gene Ontology annotation, biological process: proteolysis. The coding region runs from base 1 to 618 and encodes 205 amino acids. The record is from RefSeq and is a predicted model, not a curated record. Lineage: Eukaryota; Metazoa; Mollusca; Bivalvia; Mytilida; Mytilidae.
AUGUACAUUGGUGGUAGUAAAUCCGAACAGAACCAUGAUGCAAACCGUCGUCCUCCUUCUCUGUGUGGCAAUUAUGGAGGUUCAGGAUACACAAUAAGAGUAGGAAACACUAACCGAAACAACGGUGAAAGAUAUCAAGUUAGAAGAGUAAUUAAUCAUGCAAAUUACAAUGAUGGCAGCGGGACAAUUGCCAACGACAUAUCCUUGAUAGAGUUGAGUUCAUCACUGGCAUUUGGUUCAACAGUUGCACCAAUAUCCCUCCCACCUGCAGGACAACUAUUCGAGAGUGCAUCUUGUGUAAUCACUGGAUGGGGAAGAACAUGUGGAACAUGUGGUUUACCAACUAUCCUACAGAAACUUAACACACUGGCCCUUCGUAAUACCGAGUGUGCAAAUUACAUGUCACCAAUAAGUGGAGUGAACCUCAUGUCAAGUCAUAUCUGUGUUCACAACCAAAACAGCAACCCCCAGGACGGUGCCUGUAACGGUGACAGUGGUGGUCCCAUGACAUGUACAGUAAGUGGUCAGACGUACGUGGCUGGUGUGACAUCUUGGGUUAUAUCUUCUCAGUCUACAGGAUGUCUGCCUGAUUACCCUAGUGUGUAUACACGGCAUUAG